AUGUAUAUGAAAGGGAAACCUGUGAAAUUUGGUUACAAGCUCUGGAUACUUUCAUCUUUUGAUGGUUAUCCUUUUCAUAUUAUACCAUAUCAAGGGGCACGAAAAGAGAACCCCAUUUCUGAACAUGGUUCCACUAGUUGUAACGAAACUAAAAUGAUGAAAAAGGGACAGAAGUUGUUAUCAGAAACAGUUGUUGAUGAGUUGCUAUCCAUUAUUGAAACUCCAGCAAAGCAUAAAAUUUAUAUGGAUAAUUUUUUUUCAUCUUAUAAUCUUUUCUCUCAUUUGAGAAGCAAGCAAUUCUUUGCUACAGGAACAGUAAGGGAAAACAGAAUGGGAAAAUGUCCUUUAAAGUCCUCUAAAAUCCUGGGAAAUAUGGAUCGCGGAACAUCCGACAGGAAAUUUGACGUGAAUAAUGAGAUUGCAGCUGUUCGAUGGAACGAUAAUAGAGUAGUAUCACUCAUCACAAAUUUUGAAGACACGAGGUGUUUUAAAAAAGUUGAAAGAAGAAUGAAGGGUGGAAAACAAAAAGUAGACAUCCCAUCUUGUGUUGUUUCAUAUAACAAGUAUAAAAAUGGUGUUGACUUGUUCGACGAUCAUAUGGAAACAUAUUACUCUUCCAUACAAGGUAAAAAGUGGUAUUGA
Messenger RNA from Uloborus diversus, 642 nucleotides. RefSeq names its product piggyBac transposable element-derived protein 3-like. The record is from RefSeq and is a predicted model, not a curated record. The transcript has a single exon. Gene Ontology annotation, molecular function: sequence-specific DNA binding. NCBI's taxonomy places the organism in Eukaryota, Metazoa, Arthropoda, Arachnida, Araneae, Uloboridae. Bases 1 to 642 code for a protein of 213 amino acids.